Suncus etruscus (white-toothed pygmy shrew) is the source of this 4101-nucleotide messenger RNA. It is a transcript of the gene MCTP1, whose product is annotated as multiple C2 and transmembrane domain containing 1. Gene Ontology annotation, molecular function: calcium ion binding. Gene Ontology annotation, biological process: regulation of neurotransmitter secretion. NCBI's taxonomy places the organism in Eukaryota, Metazoa, Chordata, Mammalia, Eulipotyphla, Soricidae. Gene Ontology annotation, cellular component: synaptic vesicle membrane. The transcript is spliced from 22 exons. The record is from RefSeq and is a predicted model, not a curated record. Bases 47 to 2290 code for a protein of 747 amino acids.
GUUCUCUCACUGGAAUGAAAGAUGUUUUGUUUAUUUCUAAUCAACUAUGCUAGAUAGCUGCAAACUGAAAAGUGCCUGCAAUUUCCCAUUGAUUUCUAAUAAGAAAAUAAAUACUCCUGUAACCAGUAAUGCAGAUGUUCCUUUGGCUGAUCCCGGAAUGUACCAGUUGGACAUUACAUUAAGAAGGGGUCAAGGUUUAGCAGCCCGCGAUCGAGGAGGGACAAGUGAUCCAUACGUGAAGUUUAAAAUUGGAAGAAAGGAAGUUUUCAGAAGUAAAACCAUACAUAAGAAUCUCAAUCCAGUGUGGGAGGAGAAAGCUUGCAUACUUGUUGAUCAUCUUAGGGAGCCAUUGUACAUAAAGGUAUUUGAUUAUGAUUUUGGGCUACAGGAUGACUUUAUGGGCUCAGCAUUUCUGGAUCUCACACAACUAGAGUUAAACAGGACAAUAGAUGUGACUUUAACACUGAAAGAUCCUCAUUAUCCUGACCAUGAUCUUGGAAUCAUUUUACUCUCUGUUGUUCUUACCCCCAAGGAAGGAGAACACAGGGAUGUGCAGAAUUCAAUCCACAGCUUUCUUCAUUGGAGAAUUUGUGAAAUAAAAACAAUGCUAAUGAGGAAGAGUUGGAAAAGAUCAAGUAAGUUUCAGACCCAAAGUUUACGCCUGUCAGAUCUACACAGAAAGUCUCAUCUAUGGAGAGGAAUAGUCAGCAUCACAUUGAUUGAGGGGCGAGAUCUCAAGGCGAUGGACUCAAAUGGGCUGAGUGACCCCUAUGUGAAGUUCCGGCUUGGGCAUCAGAAGUACAAAAGCAAGAUUAUACCAAAAACUUUGAAUCCUCAGUGGAGGGAGCAAUUUGAUUUUCAUCUCUAUGAGGAAAGAGGCGGAAUCAUUGAUAUCACUGCAUGGGACAAAGAUGCUGGGAAAAGGGAUGAUUUUAUUGGCAGGUGCCAGAUCGAUCUGUCUGUUCUCAGCAGGGAGCAGACACACAAGUUGGAGUUGCGGCUGGAAGAGGGUGAAGGACACUUGGUUCUGCUGGUCACCCUCACAGCUUCAGCCACAGUCAGUAUCUCUGAUCUCUCUGCCAAUUCCCUGGAGGACCAGAAAGAAAGGGAGGCGAUAUUAAAGAGAUAUAGCCCAUUGAGGAUAUUUCAUAACCUGAAAGAUGUGGGAUUUCUCCAAGUGAAAGUAAUCAGAGCAGAAGGGUUAAUGGCUGCUGAUGUUACAGGUAAAAGUGACCCAUUUUGUGUGGUUGAACUGAACAAUGAUAGACUCCUAACACACACUGUCUAUAAAAAUCUCAAUCCUGAGUGGAACAAAGUCUUUACAUUCAACAUUAAAGAUAUCCAUUCAGUUCUUGAAGUGACAGUUUAUGAUGAAGAUCGAGACCGAAGUGCUGACUUCCUGGGCAAAGUUGCUAUACCAUUGCUGUCUAUUCAAAAUGGUGAACAGAAAGCCUACGUCUUGAAAAACAAGCAGCUGACAGGGCCAACAAAGGGGGUCAUCUAUCUUGAAAUAGAUGUGAUUUUUAAUGCUGUGAAAGCCAGCUUACGAACAUUAAUACCCAAAGAACAGAAGUAUAUUGAAGAGGAAAACAGACUCUCUAAACAGCUGCUACUAAGAAACUUUAUCAGAACGAAGCAUUGUGUCAUGGUGCUUGUAAAUGCUGCAUACUACGUUAAUAGUUGCUUUGAUUGGGAUUCACCCCCAAGGAGCCUCGCUGCUUUUGUGCUCUUUCUCUUUGUUGUCUGGAAUUUUGAGCUCUACAUGAUACCACUGGUUUUGUUGUCACUAUUGACAUGGAACUACUUCUUGAUAAUAUCUGGGAAAGAUAACAGGCAACGUGAUACCGUACUGGAGGACAUGUUAGAGGACGAGGAAGAAGAAGAUGACAAAGAUGACAAGGACAGUGAAAAAAAAGGAUUUAUAAAUAAGAUCUAUGCCAUCCAGGAGGUAUGUAUCAGUGUCCAGAACAUCCUUGAUGAAGUGGCUUCCUUUGGCGAAAGGAUAAAGAAUACAUUCAAUUGGACCGUCCCAUUCCUGAGCUGGCUGGCUAUUGUAGCCCUGUGUGUAUUCACAAUAAUCCUGUACUUCAUUCCAGUGAGAUACAUUGUCCUUGUCUGGGGUAUCAACAAAUUUACCAAAAAACUUAGAAGUCCUUAUGCAAUUGAUAACAAUGAACUACUUGACUUCCUUUCCAGAGUUCCUUCAGAUGUACAAGUGGUGCAAUACCAAGAACUGAAACCAGAUCCUUCGCAUAGCCCAUGUAAAAGGAAGAAAAACAAUCUGGGCUAGCCAACUCCCAGCACUGAGGAGACCAGCAUCUGUUUGGGAAGAUAAAAGAAAAAGCCUCAGCCUCAGCAGCAUUUCCUUUCUUUCUGCUUUUUAUUUAUUUUGCCUUUUUAAAAAUCAUGAUUGAGAGAAUUUGUAAAUAGUGUACAAAGGCGUAUGUCUUUGAAAUUAUGCUUCCAUUGUACAGAAUCAGUUAGAGAAACGUGAACGAUUUGUUAGCCAUGGAUCAUACUAUAAUACGUUGGGUCAAGAACUGUAAGAAUAGCAAUAUUGGAAGUUACAUACUUCUCUAAUUACAAGUGGAAGGACCAGAAUAUUAGAUUAAAUGCUCAGCGCUGCUGCUUAGAUCAACAUAAAAUGUAAAUGUCUGUUUGAUUUUUUAAGUUUUUUUAAAUGUGACUUUUUUUUUUAUCUGAGAAGCAAUCCAUUACAGUUUCUAUGUUUUAUACAUUUUAAAAAGAAGGGAGAAGAAAGCUCCAAACCUGAAAAAUAGAACAGAUGCAUUUCAAUUUAACAAAAUUUUUGCCUUCAAAUCCGGAUACUCGUUCUUGUGCAUAUUAUUUGGAUUUGACUAGUGUGCUUUGAAGUUGUUGAGUGAAGGUACACUCACCUCUUAAGAGAAUUUUUCACACUGAAAUCCUACAAAGAGAACUUUCAAACCUUCUAUCAUUCCAUUAAAAAACCUUAAAAUCUCAAGUCUACACAUAAAUACUGCCAGAUUUAUAAAUGAUUGCCUAUCUGACUUUUAUAUAUGCCACUCCUUUCAUUUGUACCAUGCUGGCAAAUCAGUAUCCCAAUUCAGUUGACAAAAAUACUAGUAACUAAAUCUGUGUGACUUUUGGUGUCAGACUAUUCCUCUGUAUAUCUAAAACAAAAGUUAUUCUCAAGUGAUCUAACAGAAAAAUAAAAAUCUGCUUUUUCAUUAGGUUACUGAAAUGCUUUAAUACUUACUAUGAUUUUUGUUAUUAGUGCAAACUUUAAUGUAGAGGAGAAUGCGUGAGCUAAGUGAUAUGCCAGUGUUACAUUACAUUCAUUUCUGAGAAAAAAAUCAUUUUUGAUUAAUAUGAAUGCAUGAAAACCUAUUUUGUAAAAUAAACUGCUUAUGAGGAGGGUAAUUUUCCUUUGAAAGUUUCACUACUUACUAUAGAAUCUGUACUAAAAAAAUUGCAUUUCCUUAUAGUAGUUUUUGUAUCUAACUCCCGAUUAUAUCAAGGGAGCAUACCUCUGGAGAGAGAAUUUGGUCAGAAUGUCUUACUUCCCUGAUUUGGUAGGGGAUUCAGCUUGUUUGAAAUUGCUUCAGACACUGUUUUGCACUACUUUAUUAAUAAUAGACUAGGAAAGGUGGGGUUAUUGUUGGGAAAAAUAUAGAAAAGCCAGAAGCAAGUAAUAUAUAUUUCACUAUAAAGGAAAGUUCUUUAAAAAAAUAUUCUUUACAAAUAAAUUUAAUCUCAUCAAAGCUGAUUUUUAAAGUAUUUUUAUUUUAAAGCUAUGUUGUUAAAUACUAUUUCUUAUGAUAGAAAUAUUUUGAUCUGUUUAUACACUAUGCUUGAAAGAAUGUCAAUUAAAUUCCCUUUCUACAGAAAGGCUUGACCUCAAUAUGCUCUAUUUAGCGUACCAUAUUUAUAAUGACAUACUUACAUCUCUAUACCCAUCACUGUUCAUUGCUAAAACAUAAUACUCCAUGAAGUUGAUAUUACUACAGAAAGUUUAUUGAUGGGAUAAUUGGUCUGACAUAAAUUUUGAUUAGACCUUGUGUGAGAUUUAUGUUCUGUGCCGACAUUGUCUACUCAAAUGUCUAUGGGCAGGCCUGAUAU